AAAGAUAACCAUUCUGACCUUAAUUGUCUUCAGUGAGAGUUGGUUAUCAAGUUGCAGAAUAUGGACUGACUUCUAGAUACUCGGUCGCUUAGAUGGAAUUUGGAGCAUUUCUAUAGAACGUUUAUAAACUAGACUUUAAUAUUCCGAAUAUGAGUAUAAUUGGACGUCAUAGCCAAGUAUAAACGCUGGAAUGCCAAGGCAAUUCUCUUCGCACAGUGCGGAGGAGGAAGUGUGUCAUCAACUAAUGUAAAGCAAUCAUAGGCCUACCCUGCAAAAACUGACGGACACAAAGGCCUAAUCAUUCGUGCUGUAAAGUCAAGCAAGUUAACAACAAAUUAUUAUCGAUGUUGUCUUAAAGUAAUAAUUGAGAGACGGAAAAGUAGUUUUACUCCAUUGCGCAACAGAAUUUGAAUUACAGCAACAUUGAGUUGAAGUCUUAAAUUGCUGUAAAGGCAUGUGGUUGCACCUUGCCUGAAUUAAGUGUAAGCAAAAGAGCCAUCGAAGUGGAUAAAUCCUGAUUUGUUUGCGGAAUUUUUGCAUGCCUGAGCUCAACUGAAAUAAUUCUAAAUUCCCAACCAAAGGCACGGGGUACCACAAUGGAAACGGAGACGAAUGAACCAGCUGCCUCUCUGGCUGCAGUAACAGCCUUCAAAUCAGCAGGUCUGGCGUUUAAUAAAAAAAGAUUAAUUGAAAAGAAACGUGACAAAGAACUACCUAUUGACUUUGAGGAGUUGGACCUGAACUUGCCACCUUUGCCUGAACCUACACCUCUUAUUGGUAAAAAUGCUUCCAUUGAAGCAUGUGCACUGGCAGAGUUCCCUAUUCAGUCACACAGUAAGUUGAACUUUAAUGUAAAUGCCGGAGCGGGAGGUGGAACUGCACUUCUUACAAUCGUCAGAAGCCGGUCAGGCCAUGCAGCUGGACAAGUUCAACUUGUUCGCUGUGGAUCAAGUGGCAACCACUUUGAAAACCUGUCAUUGGUCAAAACGGGAACGCAUUCAACUUAUGGCUACAAUAUCACAUGUACCGACAGCGCUGGCGACCUAUGCCCACUGGCCCUCUUUGGCUCGUCACGUACAAGUGUCUUGUCAAACCUGCCACGGUUUGGAAAUGGCCAGUGUGGACUUGUUGUGCAGAGUGACGAGAAAGGGGUAAUUGAAACUGGAAUCGAAGUCGAUAAUCCGCCAAUGUAUUUCACGUUGUUGGUGCUAUGUAGUGCCCCACCUGUGGAUGGAAAUACACCAUGCAAUGCGUAUAUCGUACAAUCAAAUCCUUUCUCAUCAGCAACAUUCUUAUCAGAAAAAAAUAAUUUGUGGAAAUUUACAGAAGAAAAUGGUCUCCUUGAAAUACAAGGCCCCCAAAAUAGCACUGUAAUCAUCUUCUUUAAUUCUCCGGAAGAUUUAGAAAGUAAAAUGUCAGGACAAAAGGCAUUAGUGAAUUACUCACAAAGUUUCGUUGGUUCGGAAGAGACUGUGCUUCUAAACGAAGUAACAAGAUUACCAUUUGGAGCCAUGUUCCUGUUGUGUUCUCAUGGUCUUGGGGUCGAUGAUAAGACCACUUCUGCCCUUUACAUCAUUGGUCUAAAUAAAAGUAAUCUAGAUUGCACGUUUGUCCAAGGUAUGAGUGGCACAUUUUCGUCAGGUAACGCUUGGAAGAUUUACAUUUCAAGCGACAACCUUGUUGCUGUCGGACCAUCUGGACCUUGCCGAUAUGCAAUCUUCUCGAACAUCUCAUCGCCCAUCGAAAUUAACGAAAGUCGAUUGGCAGAAUGUUUACUGACUGGUGAGCCUCAAAAAAUGAGAAGUGGUCUUAUGGUUUACGAAGACAAAGUAAUAGGCUGGAUGAACAAAGUAUGCAAAGUGAAGUUAUAUAUGAAUGGGAAAGUCCUUGAAGUCGUUGAAAUCGGAAAGUUAUUUAAACAGCCAGACGGGCGUUUUGGAUUUCGUCGGGAACUAACAGAAGAAAAUAGGAAACCAGGUUUAAAACUCGUCCAGGCAUAUGCCCUAGUCCAAGAUAAAAAUGGUGUUGAGAAAAUGUUAGAGCUAGAUGGGUCACCGCAGUCGAUAAAGAUUCAACCGAAAGGCGUACACGUUGCAGUUAAUUUUGGUGGACCAGCAUACGAAGCUCUCUCUGGAAUCGUAUUCGAUGACACACAAACGCUUUUCAAAAUGGAUAAAGAACAUGGUAUAUCUUUCAAUAGAUGUGUAACAGAUGCCAUGGAAAAAAUACGUGAAAAGGUUCCAGAAUUAUCUUUGAAAUUUACUGACAUCGAAACUGUAGUUGAUGACGGAAAACUACAACUGUCAUUCGGAACAGUUAGCAGAGGCUCUGGUGCAAGGCCCGCUGGUGUGGUCAUUACUGAUAAAACAUAUGUUGAACCUAAACUUUCCAAAGAACAAAUAGCAGAGGAAAACAAAAGGAAAAUUGAGUUAGCAGACAACUUGGCACCAAUCGAUCGAGUACUGUCAAGAAAGCAGAUCAAAAUAGCUGGAUGGUCAUCAAAUCUGCUUGAAAAUGCAUCUGGAGAGAAUGGUGAUAUGUCUGGUUGGAAUUAUAGCGGCGAUUGGGCGAUUCAAGGAGGAGGACACAACACCGAGACCAAGUUUGUUUCCUCACACAUGACUUGCUACAAGAGUCAAGAAAUUAACCUUCUUACUCAAUUUUCGGAAAAGCAUUUAGAUUCCAGUCCAGAGAUACAGGCGACCGAAUUUUUCCGCCGUGGAUGUUGUGAAGGUGGCUACUACUCGUUAACGGUUACACUACUGGACGCUGAGGGUGAGGAAAUAGUCCGAAAAUCUACAGGUGAAAAGGGGAGUAUAGAAGUUGGGCUAAAGGAAUGGAUUCGUGAAGAUUUUACAUUUAAGAAUUAUCGAAAAGGUCUUCGCUUCCUCUCAUUUGAAACAACCGCAAGUGACGAUAAAGGAUGGGCGGGAGCUUUUGGAGCACAGGUGUCUGCUGCGUGCUUGCGAGUAAAAAGUGAGGUCACUGCCGCCGCCGGUGACGCAUAUGAAGAUGUCAUUAGUGCAGAGGCAGGAAAACAAAGUAUUGGCCAUAUUAUUCGAGGUUUACUAGAAGAGCAUACGGAAAGUUUGAACGAAAUUCAACAAGAUGAAGAGGGAGAAGUAAUACCGGUAGAUUUCAAUAAGGCACUGCCACUUCCAAUAUCAAAGCCUGUAAAUCGACGACGAAAAAAACGACGAGAGGUGCGAGUUUUUGUUUCAAGUACAUUUCGUGAUUUCCAGGAAGAACGUGAGGUUCUUAUAAAGAAGGCGUUCCGUGAAUUAAAUCGCAUCUGUACAGAUCGUGGUAUCUGCUUUACAUAUGUAGAUCUUAGAUGGGGGAUAACGCAAGAACAGUCCAUUGAUGGUCAGACGAUCUCUAUCUGUUUGCAAGAGAUUGAUAAGUGUCGUCCAUACUUUAUCUGCCUUCUUGGUGACCGAUAUGGAUGGUGUCAGAAAGAAUCGCUCCCCGAUACACUUCUUAACAAAACUUACGAUGUUGCCAUUGCUAAUCACAGCCGAUUUGAUUGGAUCGAUUCUUUCAGAUUCGACACAAGUGUAACACGGUUGGAAGCAUUGUAUGGCGCCCUCAGGAAUAAGGAAUAUUCAAAAGAACGUGCUUUCUUCUACAUACGGGAUCACCAAUUAGAAGAAGAAGAUAUAGAGAUAAUGAAAGAAAUUCAAAAUGACUUGAUCAGAAAAGAAAAGGAGGCAAAUGAAAGAGAGGGAAAAAGCAAAGAGAAGAAAGUAGAGGAAGAGAAUAAGAAAGACAGCGAUAAACCAGAAGAGGAUAACAAAAACAAAGAGGACAAAAAAUCUAAAAAUGACAGCAAGAAAAAAGCGCUUGAGUCUCUUUGGCAUUUUGAACAACAGCAGAAAUUCCGUAAGAUUGUAGAAGAGUCUGGAAUGAAUGUCAGAAAAUUCAAAGGGGCUGACGAAGCGCACAAUAAAAUUCUUGGGGAUCUCACAAGAUGUAUUGACGAGGAUUUCCCCCCGGGGACCGAGCUUACAGCCCUCCAGCGUGAACGAGAAGCUCAUGUAGCAUUUGCUGAAGUUCGUUGCCGAAUCUACAUUGGUCGAGAGGACUACUUUAAGGCGAUCGACGACCAUGUUAGCAAGGAUACUGAUGAGCCGUUCGUCAUUCUUGGUAGAUCUGGUUCGGGAAAAUCGGCAUUGAUCGCUAACUGGUGCACAAGAUACGAAGAAAAUAACCCAAAUCAUUUCGUGUUCAUGCAUUUCAUCGGCAGCUCUGCAGAAAGUGCUUCGCACUUAAACCUCCUCCGACGAUUAUAUGAAGAAAUGAAGCAGUUUUUCAAUUUUCCGCAACCAGUUCCUUCAUCCGAUCGUAACUUGGUUUUAGAUUUGCCGUCAUGGCUCAAACAAGCAGGAAAUAGCGGUAAAGUAAUGCUUGUCUUGGACGCUUUGAAUCAGUUAGACACCGGAGCUGGGACAAAAGGUGACGAACAGGAGUUAAAAUGGCUUCCAAAAAAGCUUCCAGAGGGGGUUAAAAUGGUCCUGUCAACACUACCUGGGAAGGCGUAUGAUGCGGUGUUGAUGAAUGAAUGGCCAACAUUUGAGAUAUUUCCGCUGCAAUCGAGUGAGAAAAAGCAGAUAAUUACGGAAUACAUGACGCUCUACGCUAAGACACUUAGCGAGGAACAAAUGGAGAUGAUAAUACAGGCAAACCAGACCAGUAACCCACUGUACCUUAAGUCACUGAUGGACGAGAUUCGGAUGUAUGGAGAAUUUUUCCAACUGACGAGUGCAAUCAAAUCGUACCUGACGGCUGGUGAUCCAGGAGAAUUGUUUGUUAAAAUUCUUGAGCGUUUGGAAACUGAUUUUGAAAGUGGUUCAUACGAAAGGCAAGUGCUACCGGAUUAUAACUAAUUACUGUAUAAUACGAAAUUAUAUAUAGGCCUAUGUAUAUAUACAUAUAUCUACAUAUAUUAUGUUUCGUCAAGAAUUUGGUCUCCAUUCUACUUGUCACUGGAAGAAAAUCUAAUCAAUCGUAACGGAGUGCUUAACUUUUUCCACGACCACCUGAGGCAGGCUGUUGAACGAAAGUAUCUAAAUACGCCAGAACUUAAGCGACAGUGUUAUGUCGAUGUGGCGGAUUUCUUUAACAAGAAGGACAUCGAUGAUCGCUAUACGGAAGAGGUACCGUACCUUCUAUCCCAAGCCGGUGAGUUGAAACGUCUACGCGGUACCAUUCUGAACGUCGCGGUUUUUCAACGACUGAUGGCAACAGAAGAAGGAAAGUUUGAGCUAAUAAAGGCCUGGCAGUUGCUCGGAGGAUACGAACAGGUAGAGGAAGCCUACCUUGAUAAAUUGGAAAAGGCCGAAACACAGGAGAACACGCGAGACAGAGCAAGCUUGAUCAGAUCGAUGGCGGGAUUCUUUAUGCAGUUAGGCCUUCAAAAAGGUGCCAGAUCACUAUAUGAAAGCCUACUCGAUGUAUUAGAAUCCAAAUACGAAGAGGAUUACUCAACUAUUGUGUACCACUACAAGAAAUACAUGUUUAAACGACAAUGUAUACACCAAGAAGUAUUAGAUGUGAUUAUACAACUUGGAUCAGUUUGUCGUAACCUUGGUGAACUUAACGACGCCAAAAAUUACCUUUUUGACGUCAUCAGCCGGAUGAACAAGAUUCGCACACCUGCCCAGAAACUGCAACUGGUUAAAGCUCUUCUUGGAAUGGGGUCAGUUCUUCGACUUCAAGGACGCGCGGAAGAGGCUAAGUGGUGCCUGAACCGAGCUCAAGAGAUAGCAACAGACAUUCUCGGAAAGAACCACCAUUACGUUGCAGCAAUCGUCGGGCAGAUCGGAGAACUAUCGUAUGGGCAAGGGCGACUUGACGACGCAUUAAUUCAUCACCUGUGGGAUAUGCAGCUAACUCAGAACGAAGUGGGCUUGAGUCAUCCACGUGUGGCCGCCAUCUUAAACAAUAUUGCUCUUGUUUACGAUGAUAAGAAUGACAAAAUAGCAGGUGAUUUAUUCAAAGGAGUUUUGGAUAUAUUGAUACAAGCUUAUGGGCAAAACCAUGUUGACGUUGCUGUUAUCAGGUACAACCUAGGAGCCUUUCUUUUCGCCACAAACCUCUACGAGAGAGCUCGCUAUCAGUUUGAUGAAGCUCUGCGAAUAUUCGACCUUUUCCUUGGCAGUGAUCAUCCGGACACAAAAUCAACUACGGUGGCCCUCGAAAAGCUAAAUACAUUUGUGACAUAAACCAAUAUAAUAAUCACAUGCAUCCAUAUGAGUUUGUAAUGAAUUUGUAUCUGAUUAUUUAGAGUAUUACCAAAUAUCAAAGAAUAUCAUUAGUCUAAUAUAAUUCAAUUAAUGACCUUAUACUUUCUUUAAAUGUUGUUAACACAUUCACAUUGCUAGCCUUAGUUCGGGCAUACAUUUUUUGUUUACUCUGUUAAUUCCUCCUAUUUUUUUUCUUUUUGGCGCUAAGUACGUGCCAAACUAAAUUAAAUUGUUGUCCCAACUAUUUAAGUGCUUUUUUUUUUUUUUUUUUU
Molecule: messenger RNA, 6517 nt
Organism: Anneissia japonica
Lineage: Eukaryota; Metazoa; Echinodermata; Crinoidea; Comatulida; Comatulidae
Exons: 30
Cellular component (GO): Cul4-RING E3 ubiquitin ligase complex
Molecular function (GO): protein binding
Source: RefSeq, a predicted model, not a curated record